Messenger RNA from Phialemonium atrogriseum, 4521 nucleotides. RefSeq lists its product as uncharacterized. The record is from RefSeq and is a predicted model, not a curated record. The coding region runs from base 1 to 4521 and encodes 1506 amino acids. The transcript is spliced from 2 exons. Lineage: Eukaryota; Fungi; Ascomycota; Sordariomycetes; Cephalothecales; Cephalothecaceae.
AUGGGAGGCUACAUCGACUCUUCGAAAGAGGUGCUCUCUUCCAUACCGGGGCGCAAACCAAGGAAGGAACCCGACGAUCGUCGCACAACUGCCCGGACUAUCUCACAGCCUAAGGUGUCAAGCCGGAUACCGCAGGCUGCCUCUCAAAGGCGCCCAUCUUUGCCUAGUGCUCCGGAUCGGCCGACAUUUCAUUACGAAGCGCAACCGUGGGGUUCGGUGGGAAGAGCCAGCUCCGGCGGAUCGGCUUCUAAUCCUUACUUGUCAUCGACAUCAUCGUCUGGCAGGUUAGCCACCCCUGGGUCGGGCAAGCCUCGCAACGUCUUACAACGGAAACACUCGGGUCUCUCUCAAGAGACGGGCAGCACGCGCAACAACUCGAGAAGCGCUUCGAGCAGGACAAGUUCGUCGUCAUCAUCAGUACCUCGCUCGCAAAGUUCUCUUGACGCCCCUGCCGGAGCCCAAUUCGACCGCGACCUUACAGAGAGCCCAAUGGAGCUUCGAGUCGCCCAGAAGGUCGAACUCCCAAAGACUACGGCGCAGACGGUGACCAUAUAUCCUGAACUAGACAGGUAUCGGGAUGUGCAGCCCCAUGUCGCGCCUGACAGCCCCAAUUUUGGCAUGCCCUACCGAAUAACCACUCAUGAUCUCCCUCCCCCAACACCCUUGUUCUCUGGAACGAGCAGUCAGGUCAGCGGCAGUCCCUCGACCAGGUUCUCGGGCUCCCCAGGCCCCGGACCAUACAGCCGAGACACCACACCGACCUCUCUCUCGUCACAAUCUCCGGGGCUAGUUGCCCCCAUGCGAAUCCCCGCAUCCAAAGCUAGACAGCCCAGCCCAGCACACACCAGACCACCGGUCACCCGAAGAAGGGCCGGCAGCAUAUCGAAUGAGGUGGGCAGCGUAGCCGCCGAUCCACAUGGCUUAGCGGCCGUCAGGGAAUCCUUGACUUCGUCGUCGUCAAACUCAACGGUCCGCGACGGAGAGAAACAGAAAAAGAAAAAGAAGAGGCUCUCGCCUCUCCCACCAAGCCCCCCACCCCGCAAGUCGUCACAAAAGUUCCACGGCAGCAGCAGCAGCCGAGACGAGGAUGACACCCCGCCCAACCCGUCCCGUGACCCUGCCCAACCAGUGUCAGCCUCUCGGGCCCCUGCGAGAGUCGCUCCGUCCUCCAGUGCGCAGCUUCUCACGUCGCCCAAGGCAACGCCACCUGUCCGACCAAGUCGAGAUGGGACACCCGACCUUCAGUCCCAGCUGGGGCUCCCACUCCCUAUCAUCCAUAGCAAUCUCUCGUCAAUAUCGCUGUCGGAAAGACGCCACAGUUCUACUUUGGCAUUGAGCCCGCCGCCAAGUUCCACAACACCCUCGUACGCACAUCGUCAACAUCAGUCUCGGCCGCAACCGCCCAUCGGCAGGGACACAGGGUUCGAGCAGUCUUUCAGCAACCAGGAGCCCGGUAGACCUACGCGUACCCCUAGUCCAAACGUCUCCGCUUUCAAGACUAGGUUUCCGAUCUUUGGACGGCGAACCAAGACUGCGCCCGAAGUCCCUCAACUGGAGAAGAAGGAUAAAACCUUACGCAAGGGUCCAGCUGCUGGAACUGGGCACGAAGGCUACGGCCGUAUCGGAGCAGGUCGCCGAAGGAGCAGCAGCGCCUCCAUAUCCCGCGGCGUCUCUGGAAUUGCGUCAUCCCAGGAGAGCCUGGAUACCAGCCAGACCCACGACGCAUUCUUGAUGGAGAGGAUGGCACCUGUUGUCAUCGCAGGCGGCGAGAUCAUCGAGAACAGGAACAUGAGCUCGGAAUUGAGCCGUACUGAGAGCAACCAGAGUUCAUCUUUUGGCUGGGCCGGUCUAGGUUCGAAGAACAGCUCUCAGGCGUCCUUGUCGUCCAAAGAAGGCCCGCCACGACAUACCCUCUGGCCCUCGGCAUUUCCACGCGGCCACCCUCAAUCACCGUCGCUGGGAAGUCGACGGCCCUCGGAUAGCAGCGACUCGGAAGCCCUUGCGAUGAAAUCGACACUUGCAUUCAGAAGGUCACGCCAAAAGCUAAAGGCCGGCGACCAGCAGGCCCCAAAGAUACCGAAACCGAUAGUGACCCGACCGCAAGUCAUUUCGCCCUCCAUCACGAGCCUUGACGCGAGUGUACUGUCGGACGAUUCGGUCUUCGAACCUACGACGCCUGAUCCCGGGAGAGGUCGCACUGGAGGGUCAGCCACCGCCAAGGUGACUGCGCCCAAGAAGCUCACAAAGCGCACCCGUUCCCCACGCAAAUGGAAUUUCUUUGGCAGAUCGCAGAGCCAGCCCGCAGUUGACAACAAGAGAUCCGAGACCACCAAGACGGUGGCUGCAACGGUCAAAGCCGUCCAAGCGAAACCUGUCGCCUUCUACACUAUGAUGGACUCGUCUGAACAGGAAGAGGAGACACCAAAUCUCGAGGACGUUCUCCGAGAGGCCCGGGCUCUCGAUAACUCUCACUUGGGGACUCUAAGCCCAGAAGGGAGAAGGCCGUCGGCCACAGAGAGCAUGGAAGAUUACUUUCCUCCACUCGAUCGACCACCUACUCGCGAGGAGAGGGACACGAGACCGCCUGUCGCAGUGCCGGCCACCGUGAACCCAGACGCAGCAGUUACACGAUCAGGCACUGGACGUCCAAGCCGACUCCCCCAGGUUGGUCGAAUCCCCAAAGUCGUCAGUGCGCGGCCGGAACAGACGUCGCCCAGGAGCUUCUCUAGGCCUUUCCAUAGGAUUAGCAUGCACGUGGUCCCUUCGCGGGUAGCCGCCCUCGAUACCGAUUCCGUUGCGAAGGGCCCUACCCCUCCCAGGCCGUCAACCCCGGAGCUCACCCAGGAUGGCUCAACCGUGACGGGUGGUACAAACAGUUCAGGGGCCCAGGGCCGUGAAUCCAGGCAAUUUCCCCUAGAUCCCACUCAAGGUGGAAGAGAAUUCCUCUCGUUUUCCCCGCGGAAGAACUCGCAGUGCACUGUGACGACGUCGUCUGGCAGUUCGGGCAUCCUGACUUACGCAGACGCCACGGCUGUGGUCCCUGACCCGAGCGCCCCUCUGGCUGAAGACGAGAUCUGGGACGAGUACAAUGAUCUCCUGGGCGACGACACAGGCAAGCCACCGCUUUCGGUUAGUUCGUCACUGGGAAGGCCAUUCCACCUUGACAUCUACAGCUCCGCUUCUGCGUUGGCCAAGGGAGUCGAGAAGCCCUUGGAGUCGCCCAUCGUUUGUCCUCCGCCAAGACGGAAUCUGGAUGCGGCUCUGCAGGCAGGGGCAUCUCCAACAGCAGUUCCUAGCUUCUACGACACAGACACGGCCGCCAAAAUGAAGGAAGUCCUAAGCAUAGGGCCGGACCCCCCGACACCAUUCUCCAUGUCCGAAUUCGUGUCGGGCUAUGGCGAUAGAAACAAUAGUUUGGCUUCUGUCGAACAAGUUGGGGCCGCCCAGAAGGAUAACAGCUCAUGCAACAGUGACGAGCGGCAAACGCGAAGGUCGAACGCAAGUGGGAGCAGCCAGGGAUCCGAAGAUAACUCCCCAUUGUCCCAAGUCAACCUCCGUGUGGGCUCGAUGACGGUGAGCAAAUGGCUUACAUUCGGCCAUGUCCUCUUCAGCCCCGUCCGGGAUGACCUCAUCCCCAUGGGUGGGUCAUCGAAGCGUCAAUCCAUCCUGGUCAUCGACGGCCUUGGCAACGACGACUGGUCCUUCUACGCCGCGGAGACAUACCCAGCUGCCACUUUCUUCAAUCUCUCGCCUCGCGCCCCGCUCCCGACGGACCACCAGAGCAUAUCUACUUUCCCACUCAGCCCACAGAACCAUCACCAGAUCCAGUAUGUAUCGCAGGCCGACAAGUUCCCGUUCGGGCCACAAAGCUUCACCUCUGUCGUCUUCCGCUUCCCAGCCGCAGCUCCUGAGGGCCACUAUCGGAACGUCAUCUCCGAGGCCAGGAGAGUCCUCAAGCCCGGAGGCUUCAUCGAACUGUCCAUACUCGACGUCGACCUGAACAACAUGGGCAAUCGGGGGCGACGGUCGGUCCGGCGCCUCAAGGAGCGCAUCCACGCAAGCGCCCCGGAUACGAGUCUCGGCUCGACCGCGGACCUUAUCCUCCGCCUCCUCGGCCGAGGUGGGUUCACGGAUAUCAGGACAUGCCGCGUCGGUGUGCCCGUGGCCAGCACGAUCGCGCGGUCCUCCGGCAGCGAGGGAAAUAGCAAGCGGAGCUCGAGCGCCAAAAGCGGUGCGCCCAAGGCCAAGCCGGACAAGGACGAGCGCACGCUGGCCGAGAUGAUGAGCGACGAGAGCGCGGUUGCGGACGAGAGCAUCACAAAUAUGGUGGCCAAAGUCGGGCGCUGGUGGUAUAGCAGGUGCUACGAGAGCGCGGCGACGAGUGGCUCCGGGCCCGGAUCGAACCGGAGCUUGUGGAGCGACCGGGCCCUGUUGGCCGAGUGCGAGGAAUGGGGCACGAGCCUCAAGCUAAUGGUAUGCCAUGCGAGGGUGCCCGACAAAGGACGGGUUGCGAGCAUAUGA